AGAGGAAGACACAGCCACAGCUUAAGCCACUACAGAACCGACUGUAGCUUUUGUCUCACCUCUGCAGCGAAAUGGACAAGUUUAAAACCAUCCUCAACAUCGCCAACAAGCAGACCAGCCUCAGCUUCGGCCUGGUCGCGUUACUCACUGCAGGAAGUGAACAGAUUUUCUCCAGUGUGGUUUUCCAAUGCCCCUGCAACCAACUCAACUUCUUGUACGGCUUUGUGUUUUUGCUUGUUCCUGCUUUGGCGUUGAUCACUCUUGGUUUUAUUUUGUCCAAGAAAACAUGGAAAUUGGUGACGGGUUUGUGUCGAAGAGAGGAGAAAGUGUGUGGCAGCUGCAGUAGAGUGAAGUCUCUUAUAAAUGUGAUCUUUCAGAUUUCGACGUUUGCGUUCCUGGCUCCGAGCACCUGGAUUGCAGUGGCUCUUCUGAAUGGGGUCUUCAUCGAGUGUGCCAUGACGGGGACCAACAUGACGCUGUUUAAUGAUCAUUUGUGCAAAGGGAGGGAGAUGGAGGCGGACUGUUUAAAGGAGCUACACACAUUCCCCUGUGAAAUAGUUGGAAAAGUGCCUAAAGACGAGAGAGACGAGGUGCUCCUCACGCUCAAAGCAGAGUCACAGGUUUGUGGUGAUGAUUUUGCUUUGUCCAGGCUUUAGAAAACUGCUUUUGGUUCUUUAUGACAAGUCCAUGAAGUGUGAGUGUAAUAUUUAUCAAACUAAUUACUUUCUGUUGGUCCAAAACAGUAUUUUUGUAUAGUGUAUAGUAAGGUUGUCCCUAUCUGAUCACUGCGGACUCGAUCUGGACUCGGCCGUUAUGGUCCGAUCAGGUAUCGGAUAAAUAAUAAAUGUAUAUAACACACAGGACACACAACAGUUUUUCUGAGGUGCGGGAUUUGCUCAGGGACGUCCAGUCAGCGCGAACCAUGAAGUCAGUCCCAGGAAGGAGCGUAGUGCUGGCAUGUCCUUCGGUGCAGGUGCUUCUGCGAUAGCAGUGAGAUGAUCCGAGCUAGGGCGUAAGCCGUCUUUGGAAAUGACAUGGCCAAGGAAAGUAAUGUCUGUUUGGGCAAAUGCACUUUUCCCGAGUUGAUCUGCAGUCCAGCCUCACUUAGGUGCUUGAGGACUGCUUGUAGAUGGCGGUCAUGUUCUUCUUUUGAGGCUCCAUAGACAACAAUGUCAUCCAAGUAGUUCUGUACGCCUGGCAAGUCCUUUAAUAUGGUCUCCAUCAUCUUUUGAAAAGCAGAUGGUGCAGAUGCGAAACCAAAUGGAACAUGUGUGAAAUGGAAUAAGCCGUCGUGAGUUAUGAAAGCAGUUAGUCUGCGACUUUCCGGGUGUAGAGGUAACUGGUGGUAUGCUGAGCUUCAGUCGAUCUGGCUGUAGUGAGUGGUACCAGACAGUUCUGCAAAGAGAUCCUCCAUAUGAGGAAGUUGGUAACAGUCCAUUACGACACUUUUAUUUGGUUCAUGCAGGUCAACACAUAAGCGUAGCCCCCCGUCUGCGUUUCCUUCCCACAACCAGAGGACUCACCCACUCCGAAGCAUCCACUCUUUCAAUGAUGUCUGCUUGCAGUAGUCGAGCCAGUUCAGCUGACACUUCCUUACGUAUGCUGAGCGGUGGAUGUCGUAGUUUCUGGCGUACUGGUCUGAUUUUGUUGUUGACUUGCACUUUGUGAAUGAAUCCUUUGACACAUCCAAGUGUUUGAGUUGGAGUAUAGUCAAUGUUGUGCACUGUGCCAAGCUCAACAGCAGAUGGUGUGUUUGCCUUGUCCACAUCAAGGAGUACUUUGCCAUCAAUGAUGUUGACCCCCAGGGUUUUAAUCAGGUCCAAACCCAGCAAGGGAGAUCCAGCUUUCACAAUAUAGAAAGUCUUUUCUCGUUUAGUCGUAAUUUCUGCAUGGAGACAGCCCAGGACAGGUAAGUGACCCUUGGAAUAAGUGACUAGCUUUGAGGCUCUUGGAGUGUGCAGUUAGCAAAAUGUUUCUUGUACAAUGUCUCUGAUAAGAUGGACACAGAAGCUCCAGUGUCCACUAUUAGUUCAACUGGAUGUUCAUUCCCUUUUGGUGCCUCAAUAUUCACUGCGCACGUGAGCUUAUCAAAUGCUGCAGCUGCCAACUUAACAUUAUCAACACAAAGAAUGGCUAACUCAGGCACGACAACUUCUUGUAUUUGGUUUACAGAUUUAGCACCUGAUCUGCAUACCUUGGCAAAAUGUCCUCUUUUCCCACAGUUAUUACACUGUACUGAAGCAGCUGGGCAGUUUCUGUCAGUGGCAAUAUGUUUGUUUGAUCCACAUCUAAAGCAUUUGCGUUGUUGCUUGUUAGCUGUUGUAGCUUGCUUGUUACAGUCAUGAGCACUGGACUUGGUGGGACAUGAAUCUCUUUUCCCUCGAAAACUUGAGCGGGACGGACCGAUUGCCUGUACUGGCGCCGUGGGUGCUUGUCUGUUAGCUGUUAGCAGAGUAGCGUUUUUCACCGCAGCCUCAACUUGUGUAGCAAUAGUUACUGCUUUGUCCAAAGUCAGUUCGUUUUCAAGGAGGAGUUUAUCUCGCACAGCACUGAGAUGUGUAUUUGAAAUGAGCUGAUCUCUUAUCAUCUCACCCUCCAUCGCUCCACACUCGCAUGAUGCAGCCAAGUCUCUUAGCGCAGCCACG
Boleophthalmus pectinirostris (great blue-spotted mudskipper) is the source of this 2645-nucleotide messenger RNA. RefSeq names its product calcium homeostasis modulator protein 6-like. The transcript has a single exon. The record is from RefSeq and is a predicted model, not a curated record. Gene Ontology annotation, molecular function: monoatomic cation channel activity. The coding region runs from base 72 to 656 and encodes 194 amino acids. Lineage: Eukaryota; Metazoa; Chordata; Actinopteri; Gobiiformes; Gobiidae.